Candoia aspera is the source of this 3582-nucleotide messenger RNA. RefSeq names its product insulin like growth factor binding protein 2 (gene IGFBP2). The transcript is spliced from 4 exons. Bases 44 to 949 code for a protein of 301 amino acids. Gene Ontology annotation, cellular component: extracellular region. The record is from RefSeq and is a predicted model, not a curated record. Lineage: Eukaryota; Metazoa; Chordata; Lepidosauria; Squamata; Candoiidae. Gene Ontology annotation, molecular function: insulin-like growth factor II binding; insulin-like growth factor I binding. Gene Ontology annotation, biological process: regulation of insulin-like growth factor receptor signaling pathway.
ACCUGCCCAGCCGGUCAUUCAGUCGAGCGGUGCCGCCGCCAGGAUGGUGCAGCUGCCGCAGCUGGUCGUCGGCUCCUGCUUGUGGCUCGGGCUGGGCUGGUGGGCGUCCUUGCCGCCAACCGGACUGGCGCUGCCCGAGGUGCUGUUUCGUUGCCCGCCGUGCACCGCCGACCGCCUCGCCGCCUGCCCCCCCGCCGGACCCGAGACCGCCGCCUGCCCGGAGCUAGUGCGGGAGCCCGGCUGUGGCUGCUGUCCAGUCUGUGCCCGCUUCGAGGGGGAGCCCUGCGGGGUGUACACGCCACGUUGCGUCUCCGGGUUCCGCUGCUACCCGAGUCCCGGCUCUGAGCUGCCCCUUCGGGCGCUGAUGCACGGAGAGGGCACCUGCGCCCGGUGGAGCGACGCCGCUGAGUACGGCGCCGCCAUCGUCGAGCAUCCCGGGGCGGAUAAUGAAGAACAUUCUGAAGAAUCUGUUGUGGAAAACUUUGUAGAUGGUGCCGCUGGUGUAGUGAUUGGAACAGGACGGCUAAAGUCCCCUGUGAAAACUGUCAAGGAAUUGGCCAUAAUUCGUGAGAAAACGAAUGAGCAGCAGAAGCUGAUGGGCAAGCAUAUCAAGUCUGAGAUACGUCUACAACCUCUUAGGACACCCUGUCAACAGGAACUGGAUCAGGUUUUAGAACGUAUAUCAACCAUGCGCCUGCCAGAUGAACGUGGUCCAUUAGAGCACCUCUAUUCCCUGAAUAUCCCAAAUUGUGAUAAGCAAGGCUUUUACAAUCUCAAACAGUGCAAAAUGUCAGUGAAUGGCCAGCGAGGAGAAUGUUGGUGUGUCAAUCCCAACACUGGGAAAACCAUCCUGGGAUCACCUACCAUCCGCGGAGAUCCUGAAUGCCACCUCUUCUAUUCUGGCCACGAGCAGGAAGACAGGGGAAUACCAGCCCUUCACGUGCAAUAAAUGGACACAUUCCUACUCUGUCAAGUGGCUUGGCCUAUUCUCAGUGCUGGAUUUUACAUGGGUUUUAAUGCAUCUUGAUUUUCUCCUUCAUGUUGAUGUUCCAGCAAAUCCCCAGGUUUUUUGGAGGGGAGGGGAAGGAGGUCUGGGCUAUACCUAUAUCUCAGUUGCUUGCACCAUUGGGAAAAUAUAACAAAGGUGGUGGAUAGAAUGGGUUUGGUAUCUCAGGCUUUCUCUUGCCCUACCCCUAAUUCCACCCAAACUCUUCUAAAUCACUUUCACUCUUGCCAGAAGCAGCAAAGAAUCAGAGGUUGGAGCAAAGAGUUAACCUGACCUCUUCGCCCAAAGGUGAUUCUGCUCCCACCAGGCUGGAUGAGAUAACCCGUACUCUAAUUCUUUCUCACCACCCAUGCCAAAGACCAAAGAUUGUAAAUACUACAUUGUGCCUGCUACACAGAGCCCUACAGUCUGUCCAUGUUGCUCCCAUUUGAGUAUUAGGUGGGUUGUAGCUAAAGGACUAAAGAGAAUCUUUGCUUAAGGAUCAAUAUUUCAUGGAAGGCAUGGACAGCAAGGAGCUACACCAUGCCACCAUGUUGUUUUACAAGGCACUGCACUUAAUAUAAGAUUUACAAAAGUGCAAAUCCCUGCGACCAGCCCCCAAACCAUUCAAUGCUUAACAUCAUCAAUGUGCAGCCUCAUUCACUGAGAAUUCAAUGCCGUGAAUUAUUAUUCAACAUCCUGCUGUUUCUUAGAUAAGAUUUCAUAACCCUAAGAAGCAAAAACCCAUUUAAAACCCAUGAGUAGACCAAUCUUUCCUUCCCCCACAUGACAUAGGUCUAAGACGAGCAAGGCCUAUGUCUCUGUAAGUAAAUGACACUAAAUAUAGUGCUUUGUAAACCCCAAAAUGUGGACAGAUUAUAUGUACAUGUUCAUUCAUAUGCAUACAAACCUGUAUAGAAUAAUCAUACCUGGGAGCUAGGGGAGAUACGGUGUUGAACUUUCAGUUCCCAAUAAUAAGUUAAGUUUCUCUGAUAACCACUUCACACUCUUGAGUUUGAUUUUGCUUCUGUGUGGAUCAUGCAAAUGCUGAAAAAAAUGAGAAGCAGUUGCAUGUACUAUGUCUUCUUGUAUUAUAUAUACCAGUUUAUAUUUACUGGACAGUUGCUAUUAGUGUAAUUGUUGAAGACCAGGGGAUUUUGUGUGUGUUUAUUAUUUUUUUUUAAAUGCCAUAUAUAUUGGAAGAGAAAAAACAAACAUUUCCAUCUUUUUCUGUGAGAACACAGCAGAAAGAUGACCAGGCUUGUCUCUGGUUGAAAUAGUAGAGUUCUCUUCUGGUCAGCCUGCCACAUCACUGCCUCCUCGUCACACACAGAGCUGUUGUAGUUCUGUCAUAGUUGCAGGCCCGCAACUAGGGCCUGUGUCACCCAUGGAUUCCUUGCCCAUUUUGGCGCCCCCCCCAGUGCUCAUUUUGGUGCCCCCCCAGUGUGGCACCCAGGGCACAUGCCCCACUUGCCCCCCCCCCCCAGUUGCGGCCCUGCAUAGCUGAUACCUUGAAAGAAUGCCCGCCCUUCUCUACCAGCCCAAAAAAUUGCAGCACUGUGUGGCAGUUUGUAUAGUCAUAGUUCUUCUCCAUUUCCACAAUCUCUGAUGAAUACGAGGGGCAAAUCGUGAAUUCCUGAGAAUGUCAUCACCUCAGGCCCAAAUGCAGGUACGUAUACACACCUGCUCUAAGAGAGAAUACAAGAAUUAAUGUUUAAUGUUGCAAGACAGAGACUGCUAGGGGGAAGUACUAUAGGUUGAAAUUUAAAUAUUAGGACAAAACAAGCAAAUAGCUUUCUAGAGCAAGCUGUAGGUGCUGGGUUAUUCCCAGUAGGAAAGCAGAUAUAUGCUAAAGAGUUAAUAUGCUUUUGGGACAAAAGAUUUUGUGAAAAAAAAGGCAAUGCUGUAAGUGAACGUGAUGGAGUAAACCUCACGUUGCACUGGAGAGGUUCUCCCAGCAGGCACAGUACAUGGGACAGAUAAAACCUUUGUGAUAAAAGAUGGCACGUUCUUAUUCAUUGCAGUGAGUGAGAACCAUUAUGCUCUAUCAGGCAACCCUGGUCAUUUGUGACUUUUUAAACAUUUAUGCUUGGUAUAUUCCAAACCCUAAUUUCUUCUCAUUGGGAAGAAAAAGUAUGUUCCUUUUUUUUUACUUUCCACUUCCAAUCUACUUAGCAAUUUAAAAACUAGUAUUGGUGCCUUAAAGAGGAAUAUCACCUACCCCUUAAGUUUAUACUUUGAACUGUAGAUUCUUCUUCAGGAACAAACCUAGAACUUUGGUGAUGAUAAAAACCCUGAGAAAUCAAAACACCUCAUGUUCUGGGAAUAUAAAUCAACAUUGCUGUUUUGUUUUACUUUUCCUGCGGGAGGCAUCCAGUUUUCAUACUGCAACAUUCAGUAAUUGAAAAAAUAAUAAUUGGUGCUACCUGUUUUCUAUUGAUACCCAUCAAAGAAGAAUUCAAAUACUUUCAUUGCCAUUGAAAGCGAUGCUUACAAUGUACUCCUGUUUAGAAAUCACAGUGCUCUGUUUUCUUUAUUUUGUUUGAUAGCUAAACUCUGAGAAAUUUUAAAUAAAUUAAAUGGGAUGCCAGACAAAA